Messenger RNA from Coffea arabica (coffee), 1829 nucleotides. The record is from RefSeq and is a predicted model, not a curated record. Lineage: Eukaryota; Viridiplantae; Streptophyta; Magnoliopsida; Gentianales; Rubiaceae.
UUUACUUGCCUGGGCAGAAAACUUUGACAAGCAAAGUAGUAGGAGUUCAUCCCUUCAAAUCAUAUGCUUUCCGCUCUUUUUCUGCCGCUCAAAUACUGCCAAACGUUAGAAAGACGCCCUUCUUGUCACCUUCUUUUCUUUUCUCGUCAAAUCACAGCUCCCAAACUAGCUAUAGCGACAAAUCAAACAUCACAAUCAUCUCGUCACCACAUGAUUCUAAUGUUAGGAAAUUUCAUUAGCAAGCAAGCAAAUUUUAAGCAACCAAGAGGAAAAUGAAAAAUUUUAUACAAGCAACAGCGAGCUAAUGCAAUAUUAAAUUGUUAGGAAUGGUAGCUGCCGGAGUUAUGGUGUCAUUGAUACCAGGGAUCGGCUCCACUUGGCCAUUAACGAAGAGCCCAUUUUUCAGGCGAUCGAGUACUAUCAGCCUCCGCUUCAUCAGCGAAAACACCAAGCGACUUGAGCAGCAGGGGCACGCCAUUCGCCGUAAUUUUAACCACCCUGGUUACCAGAUCCAAGAAGAAGGCCAGGUUGAUAGCCAUGAUUACAGAGUCUUCUUGCUUGAUAAUACUGGCAAAAAGAUUUCGCCUUGGCACGAUAUACCCCUACACGUUGGCAACGGCGUGUUCAAUUUUGUUGCUGAAAUUUCUAAAGAUUCAAACUUGAGAAUGGAGCUUGCCACCGAUGAACUAUACACCCCUCUCAAACAAGAUAAAAUAAGGGGUAGAAUUUGGUAAUGCGUGCAAGGAUGCUUUUAACUGUUGUCUUCAUGCUAAGUGUAUUCUCUCCAUUAGGCAUGCUAGGAAGUUUCUAAAAUUUGCAUAUCUUUUGGUUUUUGUAUGUUAAGUCAUAUUAACAUAGCAUAUAAAUAUCUGUUUGCCAGCUUCAUGCUAACAGUAAUUCUUAACAAAUUUGUCUUCCUCAAGAGAUGCUUAAUGAAUGUGAUGAAAAUGAUACAGUUAGGCUACAGGGAUUACUAACUUGAGCUUUCAAUCAAGGAGAUGAUUAUAGCAUUUUUGCCUCUAAGAUGCACUAUGAAGUGGAAUUAUGGAUUGCUUCCUCAAACUUGGGAAGAUCCUUCAUCUGCAAAUCCAGAAGUUGAGGGCGCAUUUGGAGAUAAUGAUCCUGUUGAUGUUGUUGAGAUUGGGAGCACCUCUGCCAAGGUUGGUGAGGUUUUGAGAGUCAAGCCACUAGCUACUCUUGCACUGAUUGAUGAGGGUCAACUUGAUUGGAAAAUAAUAGCUGUUUCCCUGGAUGAUCCAAGAUGUUCUCUCGUUGAUGAUGUUCAUGACAUUGAAAAAUAUUUUCCGGACAAUUUCUCAUAAUGGUAUUAAAAGAUGUAGGACUCCCACCGCAUCUCAGUAUAAAGUUUCUUUUCAAUUUAGCAGCAUGAAUGUCAUUUUGGAGGCCUAGUUUCUGGGUGUUUGAAAAAGUGGUGAUUUGGUAAUCUAAUCAGGGCUACCUAAUAAUCUGGCCAUGAAUCGCUUUUGAGUAUGAGAUACUUCAACCUGGGCUUCACAUUGUUCUUCUAGACAUCUGUAAGCAUGCAAAAGAAAGCAUGAUUAAUUAGGUUAAGAAUUUAUAAUUGGAUGAAUGAUCACAUUAGCUCGACAAUCCAUGAUAAAGUAUAUAAAUAUGUGAUCUAUUGAAGACAAAAGCAACAGGCAAAGAAUUAAUCUGCUAAAGAGAAGUUCAUAUUUGGUAAAGAUGUCUCUUACCGACAAGACUGAUUGGCUGGCUACCUCCUGGAAUAACCUUCUUUAUAAUCUUUUGCAAAUUUAUUGAUCUAUUUCGUGAUAAUACAUUUCUCUGGUCCAAGACUAAGCAUACAU